CACAGUUUUCGUCGGAUCAUUAACAGCGAUUGGCUUUUCUAGCGAGUUGCAUAUUGGUCUUUUAAGUUGCGGCCUUGUCAGCCUCCGUGUCGCGUCGUUUUAGCAGCGAGGCUCUUUCCAGAAUCAGCAAAGCGAGCUCGUGUACUGGUCAGUAAAUUGUCAACAGGAGCUGAGUGCCGUCGUCUACAGCCGGAGAGAAUUGUCGGCGUGGUUGUUCUUUUCCUCCUUAAAUUGUCAACAGAUUUGUUCUGUGAGUAGUAUAUUCGGAUAUCUCACUUUUUCAGGAGGUUUCGCUUCUCCACCAGGGCUGGAAACACCGAGGAGGCACUCUGGAGGAAUUGAGCAGAUUAGCGUGACAGAACGGGUUUGGCGGUAAUGUCUCUCCUCUACAAGAUCUAACGAACCGACGGCGAGGCAAAACAGAGCGAAGUCGUACCGAAGCAUUGAUCAUCCAAAGUAUAGCCAAUAUGGGAGGAGACGGUGGCUCUGUCCCUACGCGGGCGGACAUGGUGAAGACUAAAGGGUACAAGUUCUUGCGGAACUUGGGAGGCAUGGGCUACGUCCCGAAUACGCAAAUCCGCGAGGGCGAUGAACGGUUUGGCCGGAAUGAGUCGAGAGACUUACAACUUUCCACAUGUGCCCUCUCGCAGGAGCCGCUGCGGCCGCCGAUAGUGGCCUGCAGGUUGGGACGCCUCUACAGCAAAGAGGCAGUGUUGACCAAGCUAGUCGAAAAAGCACUUCCUCAGCACAUGAAACAUAUUACAUCCAUGAAGGACAUUAAGCAAUGCAAGACAGAGAUCAACGAGGCUACCAAGUUCCUGGUCUGCCCCAUUUCUCGCGUGGACAUCCGUAGUGGCAUAAAGGCAUCCAUUAUCUGGCCUUGUGGCUGCAUCAUUUCGGCAAAGGCGCUUAACGCAGCGGCGACCGUAGAGGCUCCAGCAAGCCAAUCCUUGUCUUCCACCUCAUCCGGCAGCGACAAGGCAUCUCGCGCAGCCACUCAGACACCAGGUGCAGAUCGGGAGGACUCCGGGAACGAUAAGGCUUCUGGAGAUGUCUGCGUUGGUCGGCGACUCUGUUUGAACUGCGGCCAACCGUAUGACCCGACUGAAGAUGUAAUACCUCUUCUGCCGACAGAAGAGGAACAAGAGAAACUGAAGGCUCGACUUGAGAAGCUUGCACAGGAUAAAGCAGCACAGAAGAAAGCCAAGAAACAACGUGAGUUGGCAGAUGCUGCUGCAGGGCGUGCGGGGUCGUCAAGCAGUAAAGUGUCAACAGCAGAGGUUUCGAAACCUGCCAUUCACCCGAUCAUUAUGGCCCCGUGUGCUACCAGUACGAAACUGCGGGCUGAUGCAUUCCGUGUGACAGCUAACGCAGAGACGAGCGAGAAGAAAAGUACUAAGAGGGGAAGAGACUGGGUGAUCAGUGGAAGCGCCACCGUCGAUGAUCUACUUGGAAACAUCAAGGUCCCACGCAAAGGGGAAACAAUAUCGGGACGGGCGCCUUCGGCAGUUGUGUAGUGCUGAUGAGAAAUCUUUAAGCCUUUUGAGGCAAACUGAUAAAGGCUUCUUCUUCGCUGUGAACGCAUUAUGAGCUUGCUUGAGUUGACCAACAAUCUGCAUGUUACUACUCUGACGGUGAUGAAUCAGUCAAAGACCUGUGGAAGUACCGCAGUUGCUUUUGGGGAAGUUUCAAGGAUGUGCUCACUCCGAACAGUCCGCGCCAGCAAUCAUAAGACAUGUAUUGCGUAGCGCAGAAGGGAAAACCGAGGUUCAAGGUAACCUGCGUUGAUGCAAAGAAAGUCGACCGCAGGUGAUAGCUUCUAUAGUUUGCCUUGGACGGAAUUAAGAAGCCACAGCCGCUUGCCUCAGUAUUGCGGUUGUCGCCUGCCCUGUCUCCGAAAUUCUGACACUCCGCGAUCAACGCUUGCUUGAUAGGGCCUGCUCAACAUGUCAGAGCCGGCACGACACUCGCUCAUGUUACACGGGUUUCUCCCACUGGACCCCCGAUUUCCAGAGCCCUCUUGGGGAAUGCGAGAAAAGCAUUUUAACUUGCACAACUGCAAUUCAGGGUUCAUUCUUGGCACAGAUAUCGAAACGUCCCCUGGUGUGCAGGUAGAGUAGCUGUUCGACAGAUUGUACUGUUUGAGUGGCGAGCUGUCGUCCACGGAAGGACUGUGGGCAAACGUCAUUGUACAGAUUUCACUGUUCACUAUUCGCCGUGCUUUGUGUCUUGCACGGAUGUGCAGGCUCUUCUCAGGUUGCGGGAUAUGUCGUGUUUCCGUAAAUAACACGAUCUAUGGCACAUGUGGUAAAUCUUUUCACAAUGUGGCAAGAUUCUUGACCGCUCAGAACAUCGAAGUGGCCG
Toxoplasma gondii ME49 is the source of this 2364-nucleotide messenger RNA. RefSeq lists its product as hypothetical. The record is from RefSeq and is a predicted model, not a curated record. Lineage: Eukaryota; Apicomplexa; Conoidasida; Eucoccidiorida; Sarcocystidae. The coding region runs from base 468 to 1517 and encodes 349 amino acids. Gene Ontology annotation, biological process: mitotic DNA replication termination; site-specific DNA replication termination at RTS1 barrier. The transcript is spliced from 4 exons. Gene Ontology annotation, cellular component: nucleus.